Messenger RNA from Glarea lozoyensis ATCC 20868, 813 nucleotides. RefSeq lists its product as uncharacterized. The transcript is spliced from 2 exons. The record is from RefSeq and is a predicted model, not a curated record. Bases 1 to 813 code for a protein of 270 amino acids. Lineage: Eukaryota; Fungi; Ascomycota; Leotiomycetes; Helotiales; Helotiaceae.
AUGCCUCAACUCAGCACACGCCAAAAUGCUCGCAAAUUUAAGCCUGCCAUGCCAAAAUCUACAGAGUGGAAAUCUGAAUAUCUUCAGGCCAUGCGAGAAAUUGCGAGAGAUCACCUCGAAGAAUAUGUCGAACGAUAUUACGACAGUCACGAUGACGCACCCAACUGGCGCGAAACAGCUUUCGCUCCCAUCUCGGAGGCGGAGGAAGAUAAUUACAUGAUCGAGCAAUUUCAGAAGGCCAUGGCUAAGGGGCAGCUCUACACGAGCAACAUCCUCGACGGCCACAUGGACAAGAUCGAAGCUGCCAUUGAAGCGUCAGCAAAGAGGGCCAAAGAGAAUAUCAACCCAGCGGAGCACUUCAACCAAAUGGAGUCCAACGCAGCAACCUCUUACAACCUCAACCUCGAUGUCCACAUGGUCAAAGUCGAUUCAGCCAUCGACUUAGCCGCAAACACUUCCAAAGAUCAAACCCCCAAUGCGGAGCCGCUCAAGAGCCACAAUCCUCAACCAGCAGCUCCAUCUCAUCUUCCUCCAGCCGAACAUCUCAAUCCAAUCGAGACUUCCAGCCACUCAUCCACCGAGACAGCAGCAAAGACAGAUCACGAGAACGGCUCAGCGCAAUUCAAACAUACCAAUGCGAUGAGACCGGUGAUCAUCACUCCAAGUCCCACUUUCUUGGAGGCUUCAAGCGCUGCAAUCGAGGUGAUGGAAGACGAUCAGGACUCCGAGAACAUCAACGCAACGAAAACAGGGACUGAGAAACAUCAUCUCAAGUCACUAUUGAAGAGCAUCUUCUGCUUCAGAAAGGUCUAA